Messenger RNA from Pomacea canaliculata, 6304 nucleotides. RefSeq lists its product as uncharacterized. Bases 780 to 5150 code for a protein of 1456 amino acids. Gene Ontology annotation, molecular function: chitin binding. NCBI's taxonomy places the organism in Eukaryota, Metazoa, Mollusca, Gastropoda, Architaenioglossa, Ampullariidae. The transcript is spliced from 13 exons. Gene Ontology annotation, cellular component: extracellular region. The record is from RefSeq and is a predicted model, not a curated record.
UCACCAUGCACAACCCUCAGGCUUGUGGGUUUUGAGAGGACAAUAAAUAAUCCAGGUGAGGACCAUGAUGAUGUGAAUGUUUGCCUUCUGGCGUUCCUCAGAGAGAUGCCAGGGGCUGUGCUAUAGGACUGAAGCGAGUAGAGCUCACAGCAGGCGACAGGGCCGAGGAUUUGUUGUCGUGCGAGGCUGGAGGGACUCCUCCCAGCUUCUCUGCAAACUGGAGGACACGGGGCUACUGUGUCUCAUGACACACGUGUCACUCAGGGAGAGAGGGCGGUGCCAGGGCGGGAGCGGGCGUCACCGGAAUGGCACCGGGGCACGUGGGGGGAGCAAGGAGCGGGGGUAAGGGAGGGGUGGCUGUGUCCGCCACAUAUAACAGACAAGAGGAGGGACAGUGCCGUCCACUUGUAAGCAGACUGUGAGCACAGACAGCAGGCGUGUACCUUGAUCGUGCUAACCACUCACCAUACUGUCUGCGUCUGUGUCAGCCUCUGUCUUGUUUGUGGCAGACGCUGUGUUUGACAGGUGAAUAGGCGUUCAGACAGCCGUACUUUACUACCGCACACCUCGGGUGCUCGCCAGGUGGUGACAACACACAAGUACCCGGGACAACAAAGUAGAGGGCGAAGCAGCCGACACAUCCAAUGUAUAACAAUAAACAUUUCUCACAAUCUGUGGUCUGCCGUUGUUGAACAUUUAAAAGAAUCGACAGAAGAAAUCGCAGCUGUGGGCAGGGCGAGCAACUGUCAGCAACAUCUACACACCCUCUACCUCCCAGGAUGGCGCGUCUCCUAGCAACGCUACUUGUUGUCGUUUCAGGUGGCUUUGUUGCGGGGCAGGCGGAGGACUUCACAUGUCCUUCAGACACCGGAACCUACCCGUAUACAGCUGACAACACCCGAUUUUUUGAGUGUGUGUCUGGCAAAGUCGUCCUCCAUACCUGUAUUGACAGACACGUCUUCAGUGUGCAAGCCAAGGGAUGUAUCCAGACAAACACGUCAAAGGGAAGCAUCAGGACCCUCCCAGCAAACACCACCCUGCCAAGCCCCACGACCUCCACAGAAGAGCAAGAGGUGAAAGCUGAUGAUGUCGAGGCGGUUCAAUCAUUGACAACAAACACGAGUAACAACAGUGACAUCAGCGUUUCAAGCCAAUCGAGUGCCCCGGAUGUUGUGACAACAAUGUCUGACCUGUCGACCUCCCCUCACCCGACCUCCACAGUUAGCGAAACCGAAUCCUCAGAUUCAACCUGGAGUCGUAGUUCUUUGGGUGCGACUGGUUCCUUGCCCGUCAGCGAGGCGAUGCCCCAAGUUGUAACAUUUCCAGAUGUAGCGAGCGACACGGGGAACCCUGCAAACACCCCGUCACAGUCAGGGGUGGGCUUAACAGGGGGGACCACUGGCGUGACAGAUAAUCAUCAAAAGACAAAGGUAGGCUCAACAGGUGAGCCAGCCAACUCUACAGAUCAGCCCCAAACAGCGGCAGAGGUCACGGGAAUGCCGGCGAACUCUACUGGUCAACAGGCAGACAGAGGGCAGCAGGUCACGACCCCACGUGCCGUGGCGUACCAGGCGUCGCUGGAGGAACUGCUGGUCGAGGGUCGCGCCCGCUACGCGCUGUCGGACGACACCAAGGAGGAAGAGGAGGUGAAGGUAGAAGAGGAGUUCCUGUGUCCCAACGAAUCCGGCUUUUUCCGACACCCGACCAACUGCUCCAGAUUCUACUGGUGCAACCACUUUAUCCCCACCGCCAUGUUGUGCGCCCCUCACACAGCUUUUGACCCCGAGACCCACGUGUGCUCCUGGGCUGUCGGUCCGGACGGAUGUGGCGCUCAGCUGCCGCUUGUCAAACACACUCAUGACCCGCAUCCUCGGCAUGGUGCUGUCCUCACAACCACUCAACCAGCUGCUUCCUCAGACACGCAGAGUCAGGGGCGACAGGUGAGAUCAGGCAGGCAGCCACGGCAGGUGUCUCCAGGUCACUACAACAGCAGGGACGCAGCGACAUCCUCUACAGACGGAGAGGACAGCAAGACGAGCGAGGGCAAGAGUUUUGGACUCAACUCACGUGGCGUCGACUUCAAUGCCGGCAGAGAUCACUUCCAGUGCCCUGGCGACGGUUUCUACGCAGACCCUAACGACUGCACCUACUUCUAUCACUGCUCCAUUGGCAAAGCCUUCAAGUUCCAGUGCCAGAACGGAACGGCUUUCAACCGCGAUAAGUUUGUGUGCAGCUGGCCGGUAGGUGAGGACGGCUGUGGAGGGAUGCUAAGUGUGCCUUACAGACAGGUAUUGGAGGAGGAGCUCGGCCUCUCAACAAAUCACGUGAACAGCAACUUCCGGUGCCCCCAGCCCGAAGGCUUUUAUCCUGACGCCCAGAACUGCAGCAUCUUCUACCACUGCGUGAAGAGCAAACCGUAUCAUCAUGAAUGCGGCUCCGGAACCGUUUACAGCACCACGAAGGGUGUGUGCGUCUGGCCAGACAGCGACGACGACGACAACAACGGCAAGAAGUGCGGCGACAGCAGCGUGUUGGGCGAGUCGUACCGAGCGGCCCUCGACAACAACCAGCCACGUGACCAGCAAGGAGGCGCCAGCAGCCAGAGGGCUCCACUAGACAAACACGACCAUCGACAGGUCAACGGCGACCACCACGCGGUCGAGGAUGGGGAGGAGGACGUACUUCAUCACGACGACCAUCACAGUCACUCAGAAUUGAGCGAGGUGAGCAGCAAUGUCGAGAGCGAUAAGUACAACCAGCAGCCGGACAGGAAGGAGCGCACGGUAGAGCCGGCAACGACACCUGCCGAGGGCGGGUCAGGGCCAACAGAGGUCAGCACGAGGUCGGCAAUAGAGGGCGCGACACUGCAGGCUCAGUCUGUGCAAGACUUUAGCCAGGUGGCCAGCUCCUGGCCCUGGGGAAACACCGACAAGAAGGUUGCAGCAAGCUCACAGGGAACCUCCACAGACACCACGUUCACGGUGUCCACAGCAGCGACGACCUUUGCCACGGGCACGACCUCUACACCACGUCACGUGCCGUCCACGACUGACACCACAUCUACACCACCACCAGCCCAAAAGACGACAUUGAAAGCGGAGCUGUACAGGGUGAUAGGUCUGGAGACGGACUUCCGGUGUCCUAAGCCUGCGGGUCAUUUCCGGGACCCUCGCAACUGCGCAGUGUACUACCACUGUGCCGACGCUGUGGCCUACCGACUGGACUGCCCGGAGGGCCAGCUGUAUGACGUCAGACAGUACCAGUGCCUGCCCAUCCCCCAGGUCAAGGACUGUGUGCGUGUGGAUAAAGACCAGGUGGACGACUGGGAGGAGCGGUGGCUGGGUACCUAUCCCGAAGUUGACAGCUACCCGAAACAAAAAGAUUUCCUGGAGUCCUUCGAAUGUGAAGAAAGUUCCGGUUUCCAUGGCAACCCUCAGGACUGUUCCUCUUACGUCGAGUGCAUCGAUGGUGUGCCGUACGCAAGAAAGUGCAUGUCGGGAACCGUCUUCGACGACGGAAGGAAGAAGUGCACGUGGUCCAGCCUCGUUCCCGCUUGCAACACCGGAAGUCGUGCCCCCGACGAACUUCGUAGCGAGGGCUUCGACUGUCCUUCAUCUGACGGCUACUACAGAAAUCCUCGCGACUGCUCCACCUUCUUCCAUUGCAUCGACGGGACGGCCUUGCUCCGCAAGUGUGACAGCAACUUGCUCUUUGACCCCCAGACCAGCACGUGUCGCUGGUCACUUGCUGUGCGCGACUGCGAUCGUGAUGGCCGACCGGUGUUUCUGGAGAAGUUGCCCCUGUCGGCCUUUGCGUGUCCACUACCUAACGGUCAUUUCCGGGACGCCGCGGACUGCAGCGUCUUCUACCACUGCCUGCACGACUUCCCCUACCGCGGCCAGUGUCGCCCUGGAAACGCUUUCCACCUGGACUCUCUCGCCUGCAAGCCUCGAGGUGAAGUACCCGACUGUGGAGAUGACACGGCUCCCACCCAGCAGCCGGCGGCCCCGGAGAUGAGUCAGACGACGAUGGGAGAGAGGAAAACGACCGAGGAGAACAGAAGGGAGACGUCAGAUGAAAAUAUGUUAAUGAGCGACGAUGACAACAACGUGCUCCCGACAAAAGGCUCCAGCUUCCGGUGCCCGAAGGCGCAUGGUCUGUACCGAGAUCCGGAGGACUGCGGCUUCUUCUUUCACUGCUUCGCCGGCCGCAGCUUCCGCCAUGCGUGCGAGCACGGGACGGUCUUCAGCGCCGACAGGAACCUGUGCACCUGGCCAUCCCUGGUACCCGAGUGUCACAACGUCACGCGCCAUGGACAUGUGACGUCACAGCUGGCGUCACUGACGAUAGCACCUGCACAGCAGACGACAGGUUGGGAAGCUGGCUACCAAAGUUCGCCGGUCAUGACGAGCGAGCAGCAGACGACAAGAGAAGAAGAAGCGAGGAAAGUCGAAGAGGUUCCUUACACUGUGGAGAAGACAGAAGAACAGCUCCACGUGCAGGUCAGACCCUCUGACCUCAAAGACUUUGACUACGACCUUGCCGAGAGUCACGUGGGCGAAGUUUCCUCCGAUGGUGUGAACGACUUCGUACUGGAAGCCCCUGCACCCGAGUCCAAGAAAACUGAGCCAGUUGUAGACGCCGCCUACACCACGUUCGUCUGCCCGCCCAUCAUCAUGGACCAGUACUACCGGGACCCUGUGCACUGCACGCACUUCCACCGCUGCGUGCAAGGCACGCGCUUCUCCUUCGUCUGCCCGCGCGGCACGUUCUUCGAGCCCGUCCUCGGCGUCUGCGACUUCCAGGACAAGGUACCCGACUGUGGCGCUGACGGCGUCCGGCUGAGGGCGGACACACUGUCCACUGGCGACUAUACCCCGGUUGUCUUCCCCGGCGUUUUUCCACUGGUCAGAGGUCAGUCAGUGGACGAGUCGUCGACAAGCAUGGGAGAGUUUUCAUCAGGGUCCGAGGACCGUCUGUGCCCCAAGCUGGACGGCAUGUUCCCCCACCCCGCGUCGUGCCGGAAGUUUGUGUACUGCUCACGUGGUGCAGCGGUGGUGCUGACGUGUCCUAGCGACCUGGUGUACAACAGCAAAGCCAUGACAUGUGACUACAGGGACAGCAUCGAGUGCAGCAGCUACCACCAGUGAGGACACGAGGCCAGGGCGACUGGUGCUCGGCUGGCGGCCCCCUACUUCCGCUGUGACGUCAUCAGCAGCGCAUGCGUGCACGUGAACGCUGUGGUAGACGUUAAAGGCCAACCUGAGUGCACAUUUUUCUCACCUAUUAUUGUCUCAAAUUUCAAGAAAAAAUGUGUUCCUUUCAGGAGGUUCAAGUCACUACUCCCCACUAGGGACAGAAGUCAUGACCUGAAUGGUCCUCCAUGUCAAAGGUCACGACUGUUUGCUGGACAGUGAGUGCCCCAUGGGUCUAUGUUCUGUGGGGAUAAAGGAUGUCAAACUUUAGCUCACUGCUCUAAGUGUGCUUUCAGAAAGAUGAAAGGUCACGUGUUUUUCAAACUAACGACAGACACUGUGCUGGAUGUCACCUGCCGGCAACGUUGACCUUUCAAUACGCAGAUGUCAUUUCCUGUUGUCCUUCGCUCAUUGACAGCCAUAACCAAUAACACGCUUACACACACGCACAAACUCACAAACAUGCCGGUCUACACACCUACCAACACCUGCACAUCAAAUGUCUUACUCAGGAGUCAGACUGUUCGACCAUCUCGCAGACACUCAGGUCAGGUGACAUCACACGUGUAACAGUCGGACAAGUCAGCAACAACGGAAACAAAUGACAUGAACUGAGUUCUGACAUUCACAGUCACACCGAUCAUCAACGUUCACACAGUCAACCAGAGACAGGGGCUGCCAUUACAGUCAGUCAACCUGAGACAGGGGCUGCCAUCACAGUCAGGAAUUAUUUCUUCGUUAUGUUUGGACAAACAGUAUUUGGCUGGUGCAGGGCUUUUGUAGCUUUGGAUGCCAUGGAAAUAACGGCACAGGUGAAUAAAUAGGUUUUGUACUUUUGAUACUCUACGAAUAAAAGCUUAUAAAAGUUGUCACGUGUUGGCUUCUCACAAAGUCACUGGGUGUGAGGGUGUGAGGACGUGAGGGCAGAACUUUCAGGUAAAAGUACUUGAUUGACAAGCUUAAUAAUAACGACGAUGACGAUGAUGAUGGGAAAGAUCGCUUUACAAGAGAAGAGAGGCAGUGGGUAGUUGUGUCAUAUGAUAGAGAAAUGUAGCACAAAUAUACAAACAUACACACACUGACACACACACACUGACACACACACACAC